Molecule: messenger RNA, 7689 nt
Organism: Bombus pyrosoma
Lineage: Eukaryota; Metazoa; Arthropoda; Insecta; Hymenoptera; Apidae
Molecular function (GO): protein binding
Source: RefSeq, a predicted model, not a curated record
UUACGUUCGUUAAGGACGUAGGACGAGAGGGUUCCGUGAAAAGGCCGGAAGAUGCUCGGCUCGCGAGCACCUACCAAUCAGCUGGCUUUGCGUUAAUUCAACCUAAAGCCGCGCGGCGAGGUUUCCGUUCUUUUCUCGCAGAGGCCGUUUCUUAGUCAGUUCGUGACGACGCGUGCCCUCGACGCGACGUACCUCUCGAUCUCGUUCGAUAAAUCCAUUUUCCCCUGAUCGAUCCGCCACCAUUCCACGACACGCUCUCUUCUUUCCUGUUGCGGUCGUCAACUUGCCGGACGGACGUUCGCUUUUAUCCAAUUCCCUCCUUUCGAUUCGUGUUGAUCAAUCGGACUCGACCUACGAUCGAUCGGCGAUAUCGUGAUAAUUGGUCAAGUUGGAGCGGCACGGAACGAUAUUCGUCUCGAAACGUGAUACGGCAGGAUCGUUAAAGUUGCUCGGGUUCUAAAAAAAGGGGAGCAGGAACACGCGUUCGUAUAAAAGUGUGACAAACGAUCAACGAUCGAACAAGGAGAGAAGGUUAUCGAAGAAUUAACAACAUAUUGUCGCGAUGAUAGAUAUUGCCGCGUCAGUUUGCUAUGCAAGCGCGAUACGUAUGUAAAUUUACCGCGUAUUAACAUAUCCGAAAUUAUCGGAUGAAAAUUGUUGUUGCACGCGAUAAAACAUAAUUACGUAAUUAGCCCGUAAUUAUUUCCUUCUAUGUGUGUACGUAUCCUUUUGUUCCUAGAACGGUAUUUCGUGUGUAUACAUGUUUAUAUAACGGUACUUUGUCAUGUAUAAACGAACGAUAUGGUUACGUGGUUAUUUCGUAUAUUUAUAUAAAGAAUAAGUGUGAAAUUUGCGUUGUACGGUGAAAAACGAUGAAUGUUGAUAAGUACGAGAGGUGCCAAAGAUAUCGGUGAGGCGAAUCUAGACGAAAACAGCGACCCUUUUGUUGGCCAGACGAUGCAGACCAAGAACGUAAACGAGACUGCGUACAAAAGCGACAAACGACGGCUCGACUGCUCGACUGGAAAUGAGGAGGGACUUUACAAGCCUGUACCACCACCGAAACCGGUGCCGAACAAUCAAAAGAAUCAGAAUGGGCAGGAGAGCAGCAGAGUGCAGACGGUAGUGGAGCAAUCGUCGCGGCCGAUUUCCGCUAUAGAAAGGAACAUCACGUUAGACGACAACCAGGUUCGAAGUACCGGGCAGAAUCCUGCACCCGAAUACAGGAUGCCACCGCUCUACGGGGAGGAACAGAGCUCGAAUCAGACUCAACAGGCGGCUAACUUGCAGACUCACAGCAGCAAAUUUCCAAUCGAACGCGAGGUUGUUCUGUCGUCGGGAGACAAAAAUUCCAAGAUUCCUAUUCUACACGAGUACAAACAAAGAACUGCGGGUAGAGUGGCGAUUGCACCGGAUGCUCCGAUCAAACAACAGGCUUGGGUUCAAGAGGGCACUCAGAUGCAAGAAGUGAGACAGGAGGGUCAAGCCAGGAGUUAUCAGCCAGCGGAAUCUUACGCGUCGACGUCGGCUGCAUCGGCGCCAAGGACCACGAAAAUCGAUGAGGACAAGAGCAAGUCCAUUUCGAGAACUUAUCACACGAUCAAGGACAUGAUAUCGAGCCGUUUCGGACAGAGUCGUAAGGAUGCCGAACCGGAACCGGAAGCGAGUUUGAACAAUGUCACGGAAGAACUGAGAAAGUCCAGCAGUCAGUACGGGCACUCGUAUAGUUACCUGAGCAAUCAACAGAACGUACCGCUUCCUGGACAACUUCAGCCUACGUCACAGAUUCAACCCAAUUUACCAGGCCAAAGUGCUCAGCUUCACGUGACGCAUCACGCUCCACCUGGAGGAGUUCAAACGGUCCAUCAAACUCAAGUUCCUGGUUUUGGCCAAUCAGCGACAGGUGGCCAGCAGGUGCAAAAUGUUGCGAGAGAAUACGUUGUUCAGGGACCAUCUGGAUUGCCGAGUCAGCAAUUGCAUCAAGGACUUCAUCAGAGCCCUCAGAACCAGGGCCAGAGCACGCAGAUGCAGAAGCCUCAUGGUCUAGGCGUGCAACCGCACCAGGUGGGGAACGCUGCGAUGCAACCGUCGAAUCAAAACUUCCAGAGUGCGCAACAAUUGUUGCAUCAGAAUCAAAGCCAUCAUCAGAGUCCGAGAUUCGCGCAGCAGCACGCACAGAACAUGCAUCAACGACAACUGAUCCAGCAGAUGCAUCAGCAGCAGCAGCAGCAGCAAUUGGUCGGACAGCAAAACAGCCAAAGCGGCGGCGGUGGCGGCGGCGGCGGAGGCGGAGGCGGAGGCGGAGGCGGCGGCGCCGGCGUCAGGAACGUGCAGCAAAGCUAUUUCUCGAACAACGUGUCUUAUCAGCAAUACCAACAAGCUCGACAAACCAUGUCAAGAUCUCAGAUCGAUCUACCGAGCACUUCCAGACAAGCUCAAGAGCUCAGGCUGCCCGGACAGGAAGUGUAUUACCAUUAUGCUCAAGGUCGGCCGAGGUACGGUGUACCGCAAGUCUAUAUGAAAACCGAAAGUAACCAGGAAGCGGAGUUUCAGCGACGAAACUCGACGAAAGGUAUCGAGAAGGCGGCGUCCCAGCCGCAGCUUUCGUACGAGGACGAAAGGUCUGGCUGCGUUAACGAACAAUCGAGAAAUCCGGUUGACGGGUUAAAAACUCUUACGGUGGAUCCGUUGGACAAAGAAAGAUACGAGAUUACGGUGGAAGAUCGUGGACAAGGGGAAUUCAGGAGAAGCGAUUCUCAAAGGAAAGACGAGUAUCGGCCGGAAACCAGCUUCGCUAUUCGCAGAGACGAUGCCGUUAGGUGUUCGAAAAGGGAACAGGAACAGCUAGGAGUGGCCGCCGGUCAGGAAAGUCAGGAGUCGGAAGGAACUUGCGUGCAAAAAAGAAUCGAAGAGCUGCAGAAACGAGCCGAGGAGAAUCAUUACAACGGAAAAAUGUCGAAGGAUAGUAUUGAAACGGACGUGGGUAGGAGUUCGUCCGGGUCGAAAAUUGGGAACGGCGAGCCUCUGAAGAGGAUGGAGAAUCAAUACGCGAAGGAUUGCUUGGCGAAAUCGGAGGCAAGGAAAGACGAGCUAGAACACGGUAUCAGCCGAUUGAAAAUCCAGAAUCAGGGAUCUGGAUCGGAUUACGAUAAAGCUGGACAGAGUUCCUCCAAUGUUGAUUCGGGGAGAGGAUCUGCUGUUUAUUCCAGCGGAAGACGGCCACCGCCCGAAGACCAAACUCACCCCCCAGUACAGGAUUCCGAAUGGGUGGACAUAGUCGAGUCGGAACUGAGAAGCAUUUUAGAACCAAGAGACGUUCCCGCGAUGGCGCAUUCCACCCUGUCCGAAAGUGUAUCAUCGGUAACGCCACCUCUACCGCCGCUUUCACCCCAUGAAAGCCCCAGAACGUCGAGAAAUCGAUACUCGUCGAGCUUACCAUACGGAUCGAAACCCAAUUACAGCGAUUACAGCAAGGCUAUAGAGAAAAGGAGCGGGUUCCCGGGUAGUUCGAAGCAUCGUGGUGCGUCUACUUCCAAAAAAGAUGCUGCGAAGAAAUUCUCUCAUCUUUUCGGUGUAGAAGCAGCUGACUUGACCUCGACCACCACUGGACUCGAUUUAGACUCGAUGCUGGAUAGAAGCGAUUCCGAUUUAAGUACAAACGACGCAAGAACGAUUAGGAAGCAGUUGGAAGGUCUAGAAAAUAUGUACAGCGAGGUGCUGAAAUUGCUCGGCGGAAGUGUGAAAAAGAGACGGAAGGCCAGAGGUCUGGCCAGUUACGGUUCCGUCUCAUCGUUGCCGACGUCAUCCGUUUCAUCGAGACCUGUUACAAGGCACCAUGAUAAACGUAGAUCCCACGCGAUCGACGACAGAAUGAAGAAAGCCAAAGACAUAAAGAGCAUUAACAAACGGUUCCAACGACUAGAAUCUCACGUAGUGACGCUUGCCAGAUCGGUGGCACACUUGAGUUCGGAGAUGAGGACGCAACAUUUGAUGAUACAGGAAAUGGAGAACAUAAGGGGCGAGAUUGCUGCACUCAGGACUCAAACGAGCAUGGCAAUGGUGAGGUCGCAGUCUCAACCGCUGAUCAAGGAUUCCGAGCUGCCGGCUCUUUCCAACCCUUCGAGGGUGAAAAAGCUCACCAAGUUCUUCGGCACAGAACCACCGCUCAUCAGACUAUUCCUCAGGGAACUUGGGUAUGAGAAAUAUGCAAAUGCGUUUGAGAAAGAAAAAGUCGGUAUGGUAGAGCUACCCUACCUAAGCGAAGAGAGGUUGCAAAAAAUGGGUGUUCCCUUGGGACCAAGGCUGAGGAUUCUGCAAGAAGCGAGGAUAUCGGUGUGUAAGGAUCCAAUUUACGUUGUGUGAGUCCCACGGAACGCGUUGCUCUCUGCAAGAUCACACAGCCAACUCCGAGCAGGUACAUCCGGAAGCCGUUGAAGGAGAAUUUUUAUCUUUUCGUUUUUUAAUACGAUCGUGUUUCUUCGAGUUUUCAGGUUUCAUCGUUAUCCGUUUGAACGCUUUCAACGAUCGGUUUUGAAUAGCGAGACGCGACGUUUCUGAUUUCACUCGAAAGAUGAGCCGAUUUCCCUGAUGGAACGAUGAAACGAUGAAACGAAACGAUGAAACGAAACGAUGAAACGAUGAAACGAUGAAAAGUAAAUUAAUAUUUGAAAGACAUGCAAGUCUAACGACGAAAUAAAUUAAAUAUUCAUUGCGCGUAUUAAUUACGAGUCGUAUAGGCGUACUAAACGUAUCCGUACUUCGAUUCAAUAUGUUACAGAUAACGUGUUUUGUUUUCGACUCUAGUAUUAAUACGUAAUAAGUAUAAUCUGCAAUGUAUCGCGUUUAAUACGUGCUGGAUAGAACGUCAGAACGUCAGAAAUGUAUCGACGAUUUAAGUUUUCCAGUUAAGCGACAAGGAUUAUUUGCGAUUCUGGAGAUUUCGUUAUUCGUCAACUUGUUUUGCUUCUAAUUUUGCUUCCAUAAUUUAUUAUAAAUUAUUAGUAAAGCGAGCACAUCGACACGCGUAUAAUACUUACUUAUGUAUUAUCGCGUGUAAUUGCCCGAAUCGUUGUCGGAUAUCUCACGUAUCCGUGAUAUACGCGAGAAAUACAUAAAAGAGCAGUUAGAAAUACAAAGAAGCGUUCUAGGAAAAAGUAUCGUCUAUCUCUAUACAGAAAAGAGGUAAUCGUUUAAUUAACGGUAAGAACAAUUUCUUAUUGUUGACAGUCGAUUAAACGAACGUCCAAUCGUAAUAACAUUAGCGUAACUUUUUAUUUUGUACACUGCACCGUACAAUUACGGUUAAUCGAUCACCUAGGAUGGCACGGAUAAAACAUGUUUUCUUACGCAGGCCGUGCGUGCGCUGGAUUUGUUUUCUUGCGAUCGAUCGGUCCGGGUCGGUGGAACGGUUCGACUCGAUCGUCUCGGUCGAGAACAAGCUCGAGCAGUUAACAUGAACACGCAUUGAGAACGAGAAGCAAAAAUAGAUUUGCCAAAGAAAGAGACGGGAGAACGUCGCCGAUGAAGCGGUGUGUGUCGGUGGAGAUUGUCAUUCGAGGAAGCGAGUGAAAUUUUCUUCCCAAGUGUGAUAUUGUUUUGACUUGUAACCAUUCGACAAUUAUUAUUUCAGCUUCCCAGCUAAAUAUCUCGCUUCUUAUCUCCAACGUUAUAUCCAACGUCUUGGAUCGCGUGGUCGUAAAUGAUUUCAGUUUUUCCAUGUGUUGCGUCUCUAAGAGAUUCUUGCGAUCGAUAUAAUUUGUCAAAUUUUCCUACGUUUCUACGUUUCUACGCGAUAUUGUUGCGUGUACGCGAUGAAUUUCUAACUGCGAUCUCUUCAGAUAUUUAUUUGCCCUUUUAACGAUCGAACCACAGGUUUUCUUACGCAGAAAUUAAAAGACAUUCUGCUCGAACGAUAAAAAUAGCAAACACGUAUACGUUCGACUAAAUUAUCCGCUAGACGAGGACAUUGUUCCAAGUUUAAACUGAUUAAAUAUUCAGGAUACGAUCCUUGUCGAUACUUUCGCUUGUAUCUCGAUAAUGGGGAAAAUUUUCGCGAAAUUUUCUUAACUGGAUACAGAAAAUGUGUCGCGGAAUUUUUCUAAUUAGCUCUUUAUUCCAUAAAUCGAUUCGACGUAAAAGUAAAAGGAGAACAAAGAAUAAAGUUGAAGCAAGUGAUUUUGAAUAGAAAAUCGUGUUUCGCUCGUUGUCGAGAAACCUCUCCCUUGUUUGCACGUGUUUGACGAAUUUGCAAACAUAGUCUCCGCGCAGCAACGCGAACAGAUUCUUUCUUCGUGCUUUGAAAAUUCCACAGAUAUUUAUACGUAGGUUUAUUUAUUUAACGCGUUAUCGAGCAAUCAAACGUUUGACUCGGUUUGUCGAAAAGGAAAGUAACGGUGGUUAGUUCUUGAGGCAAAGUUUUCGAUAGAGAAGGUAUUUCCUAGUAAAAGCAUCGGUCGCGUAAUUUUAUGAAUAUCGAGUUGCUCUCGACUAACUAGAGGAUGGACUUUACUCGUUAGAAAGUGAUAACGAAAAAUACGUAUCGUAGAGAUAUAGUUUAACAAGUUGGAUAGUAAUUUUAGGGUAAUCGUAAAGUCGAAAGCUGGCGACGAUUAGGCCGAGUAUAAGAAUCGGAAAUGUUGCAAUUAACGCAGCUACAGUUUCUCAGUAAAAAUUUAAACGACGAAACAAUCGGACAGUAAUUUGCAACUCGAAGUAGGCAAAAUAAAGUAAAAAAUCGCAUGAGAGGUUUCGAUAAAAGUUUGCUUCUCGAAAGAAUCGAUCGUUCGAAUAAAUGAAUUUGUCGUCGUGCGAAAAAGCUGGAAAAACAAGCAGUUUCGAUUACGGUCGAACGACCACGCACACACACACACAGGAGCGGACACGCGCGCGCGCAUUACGGUGAUACCAAAGAAUCGAUACCUGCUCCUCUGUAAUGACGAUUGCUCCAACAAGGACAAUCUCACUGCGAAUGAUGUCGAUUAUGUAAAAAGAUGACACGCCGCUUCGGUUCUCAAUCGAUAUCAAUUCUUGAUAUCGAAUUCACGUGACAUGUGACUUACGACUAGCGUUAACGGUAAAUUUCACAUUGAUCUUAUUAAUCGAUUAAUAUUCAUAGGUACGAUAAGUAUUUGUUACUAAGCAUCGUUACAUGUUGCGCCUUUCUAACAGUUAUUUCUAUGUCUAGUAAUAUCUCUUCAUGUCAUUGAAUUCAUUUUCUAGUUGGUGCUAUUCGACACUGCCUGAUGAAACUUGUAGAGUUUCUGACGAACGUCGAUACGUUUACGCCGAAUUCUGUACAGUUGAUCGUUUCUAAGAACGUCUCGUUAACGACACGAUUAAUACUUGUAUCAUUAUAAGUUUAUUAUUAUUUUGUUAAAUCUUUUAAUGUAAUAAAUAUAAGUGAAGAGAGCCAUACGAUGGUUCAAUAAAUCGUUUAUUUAAUAAAUUAUUUACACACGCUGGUUCGACGAACGGAUCUGAACGAAAUAUGCGGCAUUCCAAUAUUUCAAAGCAUAUACGUGCUUGAUUUAAGCGUUUCCAAUACGAAUAGAGGAGAUUGUAAGUAUCUUUGUGUGAAAAUUAUGGAAAGCUAGAAAAAUUGCCAACGUUUAUUCCGAAAAUCAUUCCAAUUAUAAACGAUCGUUACCGAAAUUGUUACCGAACGAAAUUUUGUGACCGAAUGAAAUUGAA